Molecule: messenger RNA, 555 nt
Organism: Lachancea meyersii CBS 8951
Lineage: Eukaryota; Fungi; Ascomycota; Saccharomycetes; Saccharomycetales; Saccharomycetaceae
Source: the annotation of a GenBank genome assembly
AUGUCUACGGCAGUAUCGAAAAGUAUAAAGUUCUCCCCGCAAAGCGAAAAGCUUCUGACUCUUGGCGCUGGCUGUUUCUGGGGAACUGAGCACAUCUACAGAAAGCACUUUGGCAGUAAGCUCGCGGAUUGUAAAGUUGGAUAUGCCAAUGGAUUAGAGCACAAAAAGGACUCUACAGACUCGGUUUCAUACAAGAAGGUCUGUGGCGGAGAUACGCAGUUUGCUGAGGUUUUACAGAUUGCAUUUGACCCAAAAGUGGUUACUCUUACGGAGCUGGUGAACUUCUUCUUCAGAAUUCACGAUCCCACCACGAUGAACUCCCAGGGCCCAGACACUGGGACACAGUACCGUAGCGCCAUUCUUACCCACUCCCAGGAAGACUUGGAGGAAUGUCGCGCGCUGAAGGAAAGCUGGCAACCCAAGUGGCACAACAAGAUCAUCACAGAAGUUGCCAUGUGCACGAACUUUUACGAUGCCGAGGAAUACCACCAGUUGUACUUGGAUAACAACCCACAGGGAUACAGCUGUCCUACUCACUACGUGAGAGACUUGUAG